Molecule: messenger RNA, 4186 nt
Organism: Aethina tumida (small hive beetle)
Lineage: Eukaryota; Metazoa; Arthropoda; Insecta; Coleoptera; Nitidulidae
Gene: Fbl6
Product: F-box/LRR-repeat protein 6
Exons: 10
Coding region: 230-2407 (725 amino acids)
Biological process (GO): SCF-dependent proteasomal ubiquitin-dependent protein catabolic process
Cellular component (GO): SCF ubiquitin ligase complex
Molecular function (GO): protein binding
Source: RefSeq, a predicted model, not a curated record
GAUCAGCAUCUUGAGUAACAAGGUCAACAACAUUAAAUGUAGAAGAAGAACGAAAUUUCAAUAGAUUAUUAAAUAAGCAGGGUGCUGUGAUGUGAUUCCGGAGAAAAACUGUAACAUGCAGACAACAAACAAGCGGUCCAAUAAAAUGUUUUUGCCAACCUAACACACACCAUUUGCACCAUCAAACCCUGACAACUUGUAUAGACAUGUAAAACACACAGGGGACACAAUGUCGGGUACAACAAAUUGCUAUAACGAAACACCGCCGAGUUUCUCUGGCAACAGCCAUGUGCCGGACACUUUGAACACCAUGAACUUUAAGAACUUGGAGCUGAACGGUGAAGCCAAGCACAGUGAUAGUUUUCUGCCAAAUAAUAAUGUUUGUGACAAUAUCGUGUCGUCGGUGUGCGCGAAAGAGGACGUAUGUGCGGGCGGCAGUGACAUGAGGACUGAUUUUUAUGCUGGGGACAGUUCUGAAAUGGACAUUGGGAAGGAGAGUGACAACUGUUCAGCCAAUCCAUCAGAGGACACGAAUUCGUUGAACGAUGGCGGCAGCACGACGGACUCGCAGCCGAGCAACGCGACCGACCCCCAUCCCUUCGACCCCUACAAGAUGGAGGACGAUGAUCUGGACGACGAUACGGACGACAAACGAGACGUCGAAUCGCCGGCCGACGUUGUCCUGCCGCCUCACAACAAUGGCGCCGUGCGCCGCAACGCCGCCAAACGUAGCGGCCGACCGAGCGGCCCCGGUCGGGGACGGCCCAAAAAGGGACACGUCGCCAUGUACCAGAGCCAGAUCAGCGGCGACAAGAACGCCAUCAAGAUCCGCAUCAAGAAGAGCGGGUUCACAUCACAGGUACAGAUUCCGCAGACGAAGAAGAAGAGUGGCCGUCGGAAAAAGCACAAGCCCAACUCGGACACGGACACAUCGGACUACGAGCGGAGCCGAGGCGCGAAACGUAGCCGAAACAACGUCGCGACGCCGAUGGUUGGCGACAACGACGUUUCGAGCACGCAGCAGGACGUCGCGGACGCCGACCGGGAGCAGAGCCCCUGGGCGGAUCGGAUGCCGCGCGCCCUUCUCGAACGGAUAUUCCAGUUCGCCUGCAUGCAGGACGGGUGUCUGCCCACGCUCGUUAGGUUAAGUAAAGUUAGUAGACUGUGGCGGGAUGUAUCUCAAACACCGGUAUUGUGGAAAAAGGCAGAUUUAAAUUAUGUGAGAGAAAAGGAUAGGACUGAUUUAAGGCUACAUUGGCUGAUUUUGAACCGUUUGUCUCAAUGUCAGGAUCUGAAUUUUGGGGAGUGGAAAGUGCGUGAUAUACAGGCCGUUCUUGAAGCAUUAUCUGAACACUGUCCGAAAUUAAAAGGUUUGAACUUGAGCGGAUGGAAAGGAUUAAACGCCGACAAUCUGAAGUAUAUUACUACCGAGUGUAAAAAUUUAGAAAGGCUGGAUCUUUCGUCUAUUAACUCAACGUCUGCUAUAAAUGCCGUUCCUUUGGUAGCUCUCAGUCAAGCGAUGAACAACCGUUUGACGCACUUAGUCCUUGCUCACAAUAAAAUAGCAGGCUUCACACAAAUUAUUUCGUCAAUUGCAGAUCACUGUCCGAAUUUGCAGCUCCUAGAUAUUUCCAAUAUACGUACGUUUGCUCACAAUACAGCCCUGUUACACGUGGAAAAACUGCAAAUCGGCUGUCCGAAGUUGAGGGUGCUGCGCAUCACCAACAGUCAAAUAUGGUUGGCGCCUGCCAGUCUGCCACAGCAGAUGGCAUCACCCGGUUUCCCGAUGUUGGAGGAACUGUCGUUGGCCGGCAGCGAGGACAAGAUAACCACGUCACGUUCGAUGGACGACGACGGCAUUGAAAGGCUGUUAAAGAAUAGUACAAAGCUGCGACUGCUCGAUGUCAGGGGCUGCAGCAAGUUAACCGAUUCCGGACUAGUUCGUGUACCUGCGUGGGAUCUGGAACAUCUAUUCCUAAGUGCUUGUUACAUAACCAGACUGCAAAAUUCUGGUUUAGAAUUAAUAAUCCAGAAGUGGAGCCACAGUUUGUUAGAGGUCGAUCUGGCCUGGUCCACUGCCACUAAAUCGCUGGACGCAGCAGUAAUGGCCUUAGCCGAAAAGGGUCCAGAAUCUAAAUUAAGAAUUAUUAACCUGUGCGGAUCGUCGGUGAGCCUGGAGCCGGUAAAGGCGAUCCUGACCAAAUGUCCUAACUUGCAUUCCAUAAAUCUGCAGUCGUGCAGGGCUCUGCCACGCGGCAUAAAGCGCCUUUACACAGGCAGUGCAGUCGCCGACCUGCGUGACAGUCUGCUUGAUAAACCCAAGGAGGACGUCGCCCAAACCGACAUAGGAACGCCGCCUGGCGGCGAUUCCCCUCUUCAAUUGCCCAACCAGACGCAGCCUGAGUGAACGCAACUUUGUUGCUAGGGUGUAGGUUGCAUGUUCGGCGGAGUGAAAUGCGUUCAGGUGUUUUGAUAGGUUUUAUGUAUUUUGACGAACAUGCCUUAUAGUAGCAAAUAAGUACACUCAUGCAAUAAGUUUAUUUUAAAAUUCUGCAAGCUUGUUUUGUAACUUCUUAUGAGUGGUUAAUAUAACCAAAUGUCUACCUUAAAUAUUUGAUGUGUAAAAAAUGCGCUGUGAAUAUUAUAUCAUUAUAUCAAAUUAUUAAAAGUCUUUCAAUACAAACAUUUAUUUGUUUGAUAUUAUUAUUUAUUGUCAGUUUAUUGUAGACCCACUAUGGUAUUAAUUGUUAAAAAGGUGUUGUAUUGUUGUAAAAUGUAUAAUGUUAACACCAAUUUCAUUCAAAACACCGAAACGCAAAUAUUCGCUCCGCCGACAAAAUACUCGUAAAAUGUUGUUAUUUUGUAAAGAUAAAAUCGAAUAAGUUGAUGAAUCUAUGCAAAAAAGCUUUGUAACUAUAGUAUUACGAAAUUGCUAUAUUUUUUCAUUGUGAUAGAAUUUGUUAUUGAACAGACUAUGACGCAAUUAUUAUCAAAACAUAUGAGUUUGUUUUAUUGUUUGAUGUUCUAAGUGAAUCAAUCAAAUAUAUGUGAGUUAUGAGUAUUGUCACUCAUAUCUACCACAGUCUUUAACAACAUUUUAUGUGAAUGUUUUUUUCUACUAUGUUAUUCUGUACACAGGAUGUUCGUUAAUGUCGAAUAUUGUGUGGUUCUUAUGCGGAUUUGGAAGUUUUUUAAUAAAAAUAAAUGUGUUUGACUUUAAUGAACAUCAUGUGAAUUGUGUCACAUAAUAUUACUUAGAAGAAUUUUGAUACCGUUAAAGUUUUUUAGAGUUUGUGCCUAAAACUUCCUGAUAUGGCGUAUUUUAAGUGAAGCUUUUUUACUUUAAAAAUUGUAUUUAUUCUGUUUUAGAUUAUGUUAUAAUUUUAUAUAUAAAGUUUAUAUUAAUAUUUUUUUAUCUAUGAAAUUAAAUCACUAGCAAAAUUAUUAUAUGAACGUUAUGAUUUUUUUAGAAAAAAUGAGGAAAUAUUGUACAGUACCUGUCUUUAUAAGAAAUAAUGGUGUGACACCAAUAAAUAUAAUAUAAAUUAAAUUUAUUGCGAUGUAAGUGAAGAAUCUCUUGUAUAUUUUUAAAAGUAAUAUUUUAGAAAUGCGAUUAAUGCACUGUUUUAUUAAUAAGCAAACUGUAAGAUAAUAAAAUUUAUUAUUUUGCACAGAAAAACGUUUUCAAAGAAAAUCAAACUGCCUUGUUAAAACUUUGAUAUCCAAAACUGACCAAUCACUUAAUGUAUCUUCGCAAAUGUUGUUAUCAAUUUCAAUGUUACAAUAAGAUCUCCUGAAAAUAAAUUAAAUUAAAAUGCAUUGUAAACAUUUUAUUAUUAUGGACGCAAUUAUUAAAAUAUUUAAAAUUAACGAUAAUUAAAGUUGUAAUGGUACAUCAUUUGUCAGUUAUGAAUAUUAUUUGAAAAGUGCUAAUAUAGUUAAAUAUUGUUAUAAUUAAAAUUUUAGGGCAGUAUGACUUUCAUAAAUUUUAUUAUAUUGAAAACUUAGAAGUUUGUAGUAUGUGUGUAAAUGUGUAGAAAUUUUCUGUUGUAUAUUCAGUCAAGUCUUAAUAUUUAUCAGUGUUUUCUAACAAAGGAAAUUAUAUUAUUUUAUACAACUCUGCACUUUAAUAUAAUAUGUACUAAAAUUAUGUAUAUUAUUUAUAUAAAUAUAUAAAUAGGUUGAA